GGGAAACGCCGCCGCCCGCCCCAUUGGUCCCCGCAGUCACAUGCUGGGCGGAGGCAGCUCCCAGCGGCGGAGCGGAGACGCGGAGAAGGAGCGGCCGCGAGUCCAGCACCAUGUCCGGCCUCAAAGUCUACAGCACCUCGGUGACCGGCUCCAGGGAGAUCAAGUCCCAGCAGAGUGAAGUGACCAGGAUCCUGGAUGGGAAGAAUAUCAAGUAUGAACUGGUGGAUAUCUCCCAGGAUAAUGCCCUGCGGGAGGAAAUGAGGACCAGGUCGGGCAAUCCCAAAGCCAUUCCACCCCAGAUAUUCAACGGAGACCAUUACUGUGGAGACUAUGAGUUGUUUGUGGAGGCCGUGGAACAGAAAACCCUGCAGGAGUUCCUCAAGUUAGCCUGAGCUUUCCUUUCCCAUGUGGGACUUGAACUCUGCAUUCCCAACCAACUGCCUCUCUGAUCACCUUAACUCCUAGGCUGUCGGUGCCAUCCCGGCAUCAUGAUCUAUCUCCUGCCACAGGGAAAUCCAUGACCAAAAACCUCUCCUCUUUGCAGCUGCCUGCGAUUUCUUCCUGCCUAACCCCGAUAUGGUCUGACAGGGCCCCAGAGCAGCUCUGAUAUCACUGCACGGUCCUUCGAACACUGCCGGGCCUGGCUCCCAAUGCAGCUGCCAGUGCCUCUGUAGAAGGGAAGUCACCUGAAGUAAGGCCGUUAGCUAUUUCUGCGCCCCUCUCCUCUGAACGAGUCUUGUGCUGUAGAAGGGAAGGGUGUGGGAUUGUGUGCUUCCUCUCUUGUCCUAGCACCAGGUGCGGUUCUGUGCGAACACAGCAGCCUGCGCUUCCUGCCUCUCAUUCUGACUGUAGACAUGCUGACGGCUAAGGGGGGGUUGUGGUUUAAACUCCAUGCAGAAGCACUGCACAAGAAUAGGGUUUGAAUUCCUUCAUCAGCCAGAGAGAGGGAGGAGGAAAUGCACAAAACGACUUCAGUAGAGUGCAGAGCUCUCUUGAAGAGGCUCUGAGGGGUGGGUGGUGAGGGCAGAUCUGCUAUUAGGGGACCCAGACAGUUCCAUUAGCACAUUCCUGUACUGCUGUGAUGUGAACGCUCCCUUUAGGAGGGCUCAGGGGCUGCUCCAGAAUGUCUGACGCUCCAGCCUUCCUGUCUUUCCUUUUUGAGCUGGCUUUCUGCAACCUGGACCAAGUGCAUUUUGUUUUCCUGCCAAAAAGCAUCUUUCUAACCACUGUUGUCUUCAGAGAUGCUAUUAAAUGUUACUAAGCCUUU
Mauremys mutica (yellowpond turtle) is the source of this 1267-nucleotide messenger RNA. It is a transcript of the gene SH3BGRL3, whose product is annotated as SH3 domain binding glutamate rich protein like 3. The coding region runs from base 111 to 392 and encodes 93 amino acids. The transcript is spliced from 3 exons. The record is from RefSeq and is a predicted model, not a curated record. Gene Ontology annotation, cellular component: cytoplasm. Lineage: Eukaryota; Metazoa; Chordata; Testudines; Geoemydidae.